Molecule: messenger RNA, 959 nt
Organism: Scomber japonicus (chub mackerel)
Lineage: Eukaryota; Metazoa; Chordata; Actinopteri; Scombriformes; Scombridae
Product: elastase-1-like
Exons: 8
Coding region: 1-909 (302 amino acids)
Biological process (GO): proteolysis
Molecular function (GO): serine-type endopeptidase activity
Source: RefSeq, a predicted model, not a curated record
AUGGCUGCAGCCGAGGGUGGCCAGGACCCAGCAUCACGGCGGCAGCUGAGACCAGGGUGGUGGGGGACUGUGGGAGAGAGUAGAGACAAGCAGCAAGAGGUGAAAGCGGUAGCCACUGGAGGACGGAGAUGGAUGACCACGCUGGCCCGCCUGGAGCCCCAGCCCAGGUAUCUGGAGGACAUGCAAAGGGUCGUGGGAGGUGAGGUGGCCAAACCCAAUUCCUGGCCCUGGCAGAUCUCUCUUCAGUACAGAUCUGGUAGCAGAUACUACCACACAUGUGGAGGAACCCUGAUUGAGAGAGGCUGGGUUAUGACUGCUGCUCACUGCGUGGACAGCAACAGGACGUGGCGUGUCGUUGCCGGUGAGCAUGACCUCAACAGCAACAGCGGCGAUGAGCAGAUCCUGACUGUCCAGACUGUUUACAUCCACCCCGGAUGGGAUUCUGGCAGAGUGUCUGCUGGGUACGACAUUGCCCUGCUGCGCUUGUCCACUGAGGCCCAGCUGAACUCUAAGGUCGUCCUGGGCUCUCUGCCUCCCUCCGGCCAGAUUCUGCCCCACAACAAUUUCUGCUACAUCACCGGAUGGGGACGUGUUGCCACUGGUGGCAGUCUGUCUCCCCAGCUGAAGCAGGCCUACCUUCCUGUGGUUGACCACCAGACCUGCACAAGCCCUGGCUGGUGGGGAAGCACUGUCAAGACUACCAUGGUGUGUGCUGGUGGUGCUGCUGAGGCUGGAUGCAAUGGUGACUCUGGUGGCCCUCUGAACUGCAGGGUUAAUGGACAAUACUACGUCCAUGGUAUUGCCAGCUUUGUGUCUGGUUAUGGCUGUGACACUCGCCAGAAGCCCACUGUCUUCACCCGCGUCUCUGCCUACAUCAACUGGAUGGACUCUAUCAUGAUGAACGCAUGAAAUGGAUCCUUGUUUGCAGCUGUAACUACUCUGAAUUGAGCUUGUUCUCC